Mirounga angustirostris (Northern elephant seal) is the source of this 2771-nucleotide messenger RNA. Its product is annotated as protein CEBPZOS-like. Bases 599 to 970 code for a protein of 123 amino acids. The transcript has a single exon. The record is from RefSeq and is a predicted model, not a curated record. Lineage: Eukaryota; Metazoa; Chordata; Mammalia; Carnivora; Phocidae.
CUCAGUCGGUGGAGCGUCUGCCUUCGGCUCAGGUCAUGAUCCCAGGGUCCUGGGAUUGAGUCCCCGUGUCAGGCUCUCUGCUCAGUGGGGAGUCUGCUUCUCCCUCUCCCACUCCCCCUGCUUGUGCUUUCUCUCUCUCAAAUAAAUAAAUAAAAUCUUUAAAAAAGUAGGCUCCACACCCAAUGUGGGGGCUUGAACUCAUGACCCUGAGAUCAAGAGUCAUAUGCUUUACCAACUGAGCCAGCCAGGAGCCCCUCUGCUCACUUGAAGUCAAGUUGGUUUGUUGUCUUGCAUGUUUGCUAAUAUUUAUGAUCUUAUCAUUUAAGGAUAUGGGAAUCUUGGGGACCUAAACUGGGAGUGCUUUCUUCUGAGUGGACUUCCAGAUGCCAGGAGGUGCUACUAACCUGCAACUACUUUAGCUCCCUUCUGGGGUUCAUUACCUAAUGCGUUCAGUUUUCCUUGCAUUUUGCUCAAAGCUUAGUCUCCUAAUAACACUAAUAUAAGCAUUUUCCUUUAGGAAAGGUCAUCCAUUUUACAUUUUCUCAUAUUUUACCUCUGUUUGCUAUGAUUUCAGCUCAUUAUUUUCAAAUAAAAGCUCAUGGGGUUUUAUUUGGGGACUGGAGAGUCCCCUUUCCUUACCGAGUGUAACAAUGCAUUAAGAAGUAUGCACCUCAGGAUGGCCCGCACUAUGGAACCAGUGGCAAAGAAGAUCUUUAAAGGAGUUUUAGUUGUUGAACUCUUGGGCGUUUUUGGAGCAUAUUUUUUGUUUAAUAAGAUGAAUGCAAGCCAAGAUUUCAGGCAAACAAUGAGCAAGAAAUUUCCCUUCAUCUUGGAAGUUUAUUACAAAUCCAUUGAACAGUCUGGAAUGUACGGAGUCAGAGAGCACGAUCAAGAAAAAUGGCUGGGGCGCCUGGGUGGCUCAGUCGUUAAGCGUCUGCCUUUGGCUCAGGUCAUGAUCCCAGGGUCCUAGGAUCGAGCCCCGCAUGGGGCUCCCUGCUCAGCGGGAAGCCUGCUUCUCCCUCUCCCACUCCCCCUCGGCUUAUGUUCCCUCUCUCGCUGUGUCUCUCUCUGUCAAAUAAAUAAAUUAAAUCUUUAAAAAAAAAAAAAGAAAAAUGGCUGAAUAGCAAAAAUUAGGACCAGUCAUCACGUUCAGCCUCCCAUCUAAGCUGUUUGAGACCUUUGUGGGGGAGAAGAAAGAUGAGCACACCACAUUGCAGACUCCUGGCCCCACAGAACAAAACAGGAACUUCUGGUCUGCCAUGGCUCACAGUCAUUUCCCAUCCACUAUGCAAAUCCCCUGCUUUUGUUUGUUGCUUUCCUUUGGCAUUUAUUAUUAAAGACUACUGCUUAACAAAUAAAAGACUAGGAGAAGGAAGGAAAAAAAAAAAGGUAUGUACUAUAGAGUGCCUGGGUGGCUCAGUUAGUGAAGUGUCUGCCUUCGGCUUAGGUCAUGAUCCCUGGGUCCUGGGAUCGUUGGGCUCCCUGCUCAGUGGGGAGUCUGCUUCUCCCUCCCUCUGCUCUUGUGCUCUUGCCUGCUCUCUCUCCCUCUCAAAUAAAUAAAUAAAAUCUUUAAAAAAAAAGAAGUAUGUACUAUAAGUGAGAUAGCCUUCUUAUCGUGAUAAUAUAUACAUAACGUAUAAUUUACCAUUUUGAUCAGUUUUAAGUGUACGAUUCAGUGGCAUUAAAUAGAUUCACAAUGUUGUACAAGCAUCACCACCAUCCAUCUCCAGAAUUCUUCAUCUUGCAAAACUGAAACUCUAUGCAUUAGACAGUAACUCUCCAUUAUCCUCUCCCCAAGUCUUCGGUAACCUCUGUUCUACUUUCAGUCUCCAUGAACUUGCCUAUUCCAGGUACCUCAUUAUAAUUGUUAAUUCUGUGUGCCAACUUGCCUAGGUCAGGAGGUACCCAGAUAUUUGGUCAAACACUAUUCUGGGUGUGUCUGUGAGGAUGUUUUUGGGUAAGAUUAACAUUCAAGUGGUAGAGUGAAUAAAGCAGAUUUUCUUCCAAACCUUUGAAAGCCUGAAGAGAAUAAAAAGGCUGACCUUCCUCUGAAUAAGAACUCUUCCUGCCUGACUGCCUUUGAACUGGGACAUUGGCUUUUCCAGCUUUGGGGCUCAAACUGAAUUACUGGCCCUUCCUAAGUCUUGAGCCUGCUGGCCUUCAGCCUGGAAUUUACACCAUCAGCUACCUUGGUUCUCAGGCUUUUGGACUCGGACCGGAACUAGACCAUUGGUACUCCUGGGUCUCCAGCUUGCUGGUUCACCCUGCAGAUCUUGGGACUUGUCAGUCUUCAUAAUCACGAGCCAGUUCCUUACAAUAAUCUCUUUAUACACACACAAACAUACAUAGGUGUGCAUGCACACACACAUUCUAUUGGAUCUGUUUCUCUGGAGAAGCCUCUCUAAUACACUCAUAUAAAUGGUCCUUUUAUGUCUGGCUUAUUUCUGGACACCACAUUUCCCAUGCCCCACCAUGGGGUGUGGCCUAUUUCAUUUAACAUAAUGCAUUCAAGGUUCAUCCAUAUGGUAGCAUGUAUCAGAGAUAUACCCUUUAAAAAAUGGGAAUAUCCUCUAGCAUACAUAUUAUCUAUACUCUGGUCCACUGAACUGCCAGAAGCAGAAGUCUAACCCAGCAUUGGAGGAUCAGGGAAUUCUUCCUGGAGAAGAUGUUUAUCUGAGACUUAAAGAAUGAGCCAAGUAAAAGGGGCAGUGCUAAGUACCUAGGAAAGAAUUGUUCUAGGUAGAAUAAACAGUAUGUAAACAGGUAGAAUG